AUGGCCUUUGAGGAGCUCCUGGAUAAAGUUGGUGGCCUGGGGAAAUUCCAGAUGCUCCAGAUGGUUUUUUUUCUCCCCAUUUACAUGGUAGUAGUCUGUCAUAUGCUGUUGGAGAACUUCACUGCAGCUGUUCCUGGUCAUCGCUGCUGGGUCCACAUCCUCGAUAAUGCCACUGUCUCUGGUAAUGACACAGGGAUCCUCAGCCCUGAUGUCCUCCUGAGAAUCUCCAUCCCACUGGAUUCAAACUUACAGCCAGAGAAGUGUCGCCGCUUCCUCCACCCCCAGUGGCAGCUCCUUCACCUGAAUGGGACCUUCCCCAACAUGACUGACCUGGACACGGAGCCCUGUGUGGACGGCUGGGUGUAUGACCAUAGCUUGUUCUCCUCCACUGUCGUGACUGAGUGGGACCUUGUAUGUGAUUAUCAGUCACAGAAAUCAGUGGGUCAGUCCCUAUUCAUGGCUGGAAUGCUGGUGGGAAGCCUCAUAUAUGGCCAUCUCUCAGACAGGUUUGGGCGGAAGUUGAUUCUCAGGUGCUGUUUGCUCCAGCUCGCCAUCUCUGGGACCUGUGUAGCCUUUGCCCCCACCUUCCUCAUUUACUGCUCCCUACGCUUCUGGUCAGGCUGUUCUGCUGUGGUCAUCAUAUCAAAUAACAGUAUGCUCAUUAUAGAGUGGACCAGAUCCCAGUCAAAAGCCACGGUAAUAACCCUGGCGUCCUGUGCCCUUAGUAUUGGACAGAUGAUGCUUGGAGGACUGGCUUUUGUCUUUCGAGAGUGGCGCACCCUGCAGCUGGUGGUGUCUGUACCUUUCUUUGUUUUCUUUCUGUCCUCAAGGUGGCUGGUGGAAUCUUCACGGUGGCUGAUUGUCACCAAUAAACCAGAUGAGGGCUUAAAGGAACUUAAAAAAGUUGCACACAGAAAUGGAAUAAAGAACGCUGAAGAAAUCCUGAGUAUGGAGGGCUUGAAAGCGACCAUGCAGGAGGAGCUGGAGGCAGCACAGACCAAACCUACUGUGUUUGACUUGUUCCGCACACCCAACCUGCGUAAAAAUGCCUGUCUUCUCUCCUUUGUGAGAUUUGCAACCACACUACCCUAUUUUGGCAUCUUUAUGAAUCUACAGCACUUUGGGAGCAAUAUUUUCCUGUUCCAGGUAAUCUUUGGAGCUCUCACUCUCUCAAUCCGAAGUCUUGCUGUCUUACCCCUGAAUCACAUGGGCCGCCGACCAACCCAGAUGUUUCUCGUGUUCCUGGUGGGGAUUUCCAUUUUGGUCAACACAUUUGUGCCCCAAGAAAUGCAGACCCUGCGUGUGGCCUUGGCAAGUGUGGGAAUUGGCUGUGUUGCUGCGUCUGCGUCCGUUCUUUUUGUCCACUCUGUUGAACUCAUCCCCACUCUCCUCAGGGCAAAUGCUGUAGGAUUAGAUAUGCUAGUUAGUAGGUGUGGGGCAACCCUGGCUCCCCUCUUGAUGACCCUAGUGGUGCAUCUACCCACCCUGCCCUGGAUCAUCUAUGGAGCCUUUCCCAUCGCUGCUGGCCUUCUCAUUCUUCUCCUACCUGAAACCAAAACUCUGCCAAUUCCUGACACCAUCCAGGAUGUGGAAAAUAGGCAAAAUUUCUCAAGAAAAAUAAAUGAAAAAGAUUCUUACAUAAAAGUGACAAAAUUUUAA
Molecule: messenger RNA, 1659 nt
Organism: Rangifer tarandus platyrhynchus (Svalbard reindeer)
Lineage: Eukaryota; Metazoa; Chordata; Mammalia; Artiodactyla; Cervidae
Source: the annotation of a GenBank genome assembly